ACUGCAGCUCUAAUAAUGCUCUCUUUUCCUCUCUUCCAACUUGAUGCAGAAGAGUAUGUUGAAGAAGAAGAGGAAGAAUGGAUAGAGGUGGAAGACGAACAAGAUGAACAAGGAGAGGAAGUCAAGGAAGAUGCAGUGGAAGCCAUGGCAGAAGAACAAGAAGAGCAAGCUAAAGAACCAGAAGAAGGAGAAUCAAAACCCAAGCCCAAGCUCUUUAUGCCAAAUUUGGUGCCUCCAAAGAUCCCUGAUGGAGAGAGAGUGGAUUUUGAUGACAUUCACCGCAAGCGAAUGGAGAAGGAUCUGAAUGAGUUGCAAGCCCUGAUUGAGGCCCAUUUUGAGAACAGGAAAAAAGAGGAGGAAGAGCUGAUAUCCCUCAAGGACAGAAUAGAGCAGAGGCGGGCAGAACGAGCUGAGCAGCAACGGAUCCGUAGUGAGCGAGAGAAGGAGCGCCAAGCCCGCUUGGCUGAAGAGAGAGCUCGGAAAGAGGAAGAGGAAGCUAGGAAGAGGGCUGAAGAGGAUGCCAGGAAGAAGAAGGCUUUCUCCAACAUGCUCCAUUUUGGAGGCUACCUUCAGAAGACAGAGAAGAAAAGUGGGAAAAAACAAACAGAGCGGGAAAAGAAGAAAAAGAUCCUCAGUGAGCGUCGGAAACCUCUCACAAUCGAUCACUUGAAUGAAGACAAACUGAGGGAAAAAGCAAAGGAACUGUGGCAGAACAUCCAUGACCUGGAAGCUGAGAAAUUUGACUUGCAGGAAAAGUUCAAGAAGCAGAAAUAUGAGAUUUCCAUACUCACUGCACGCUGCGAUGAGUUAAGCAAGUACUCAAAGGCCGCCCGUGGAAAGCCUGUGGUUGGUGGCCGAUGGAAGUGAGAGGUGGUUCAUGCCUAGCCUGCGGGGAAGGCAAAGCAGUGUCUUUCUGUGUUGACCAGCCCUUGAUCCAGCAUCCCAACCUACGUGGCCGAAAGGAAUUC
This is a messenger RNA of Rhineura floridana, 968 nucleotides long. RefSeq names its product troponin T2, cardiac type (gene TNNT2). Gene Ontology annotation, cellular component: troponin complex. The record is from RefSeq and is a predicted model, not a curated record. Gene Ontology annotation, molecular function: tropomyosin binding; troponin C binding; troponin I binding. NCBI's taxonomy places the organism in Eukaryota, Metazoa, Chordata, Lepidosauria, Squamata, Rhineuridae. The transcript is spliced from 13 exons. Gene Ontology annotation, biological process: sarcomere organization; regulation of muscle contraction; cardiac muscle contraction. Bases 16 to 867 code for a protein of 283 amino acids.